Oreochromis aureus is the source of this 2265-nucleotide messenger RNA. It is a transcript of the gene kcnmb2a, whose product is annotated as potassium large conductance calcium-activated channel, subfamily M, beta member 2. The transcript is spliced from 6 exons. The coding region runs from base 299 to 1009 and encodes 236 amino acids. The record is from RefSeq and is a predicted model, not a curated record. Gene Ontology annotation, cellular component: voltage-gated potassium channel complex; membrane. NCBI's taxonomy places the organism in Eukaryota, Metazoa, Chordata, Actinopteri, Cichliformes, Cichlidae. Gene Ontology annotation, biological process: detection of calcium ion; potassium ion transport. Gene Ontology annotation, molecular function: calcium-activated potassium channel activity; potassium channel regulator activity.
UUAAAUAAGAGGUAGCCAGCUGCUGUCCCCAGGAGCCUGGGCAGCAUUUGGAAGAGCUUCUGCUGACAGUUGUACACCAAAGACUGGAUUAUCACAACAAGCCCCCCACCACGCGUGACAAAAGUGGUGGGACCUGUGGAGAAGGCCCAUGCAAGGUGUUGCUCUUGUGCCUCAACAGGAGCCAAUGACUUUGUGUUGACAGUGUUCAGAAAACAGCCGGUCUUUCCAGCAGCCUUUCCAUUCUGCUUCAUCAGACACAGGCGGACGUGCAUCACCAUCAUUGUCGUCGCCAGGAAAGAUGUUCUUUGUGGCAGGGGCCAGAAAUACAGCAGGAUCAGGAAGAGGAAAUGAAAGGAGGACAAUUUACCAGAAAUUUCGAGAGGUAGAUAUAUUGGACAAGAAGAAGACGGUGACCGCUCUGAAGCCCGGAGAAGAUCGGGCCAUUCUUCUGGGACUUGGGAUGAUCCUCUCUUCAGUCAUGAUGUACUUUGUCCUGGGUAUCACCAUAUUGCGGUCCUAUGCAGACAGCGUGUGGACAGAGGAGGGUGUGUGUAUUGUUCUCAACUCCACGGUCACAGCAGACAUGAACUGUUCCUACAGCUGUGGGUCAGACUGCUGGAGGAUAUCCAGAUACCCUUGCCUGCAGGUCUAUGUGAGCGUCAAUAACACAGGCCAUGUCAGCCGUUUAUCUCACAAUGAAGAGACCCAUGAUGCCAGCUCUGAAUGUUUCUAUGUGCCCAGGUGCCAGAAGGACAGCACAGCCAUGCACGCCAUGAUUUUGAACAUUUCCGAGCGACUGAAGGCGAACCAGCAGGUCCCGUGUUACUACGACCCCAGCGAGCAGCAGGAGAUGACUCUCUUGAUUCGCCUGUACGACCACAGCGCCAUCUUCCACUCGCUGCUCUGGCCGUCCUGCAUGCUCACAGGAGGGGCCCUAAUCAUCAUGAUGGUGAAGCUAACACAGUACCUCUCCAGACUGUGUGAAGAGAUAGGGAAGCUCAAGAGGUGAAAAAAUAAAAAUAAACCAAGAAAUUGGUGGUUUUGUGAGCGACGCACGACAUAAAAGAAUUGCUGGGAACCAAAUGAAUGUUUUGUGGCAUCUCGCAAACUGUUCUCUUCAGCUGAGACAUUCAGAGCAGCUGAUUUUCACCUCAGAGCAAGUUUAUAAAUGUGAAUGAACUGUCAGCUGUGUAAUGGGCUGUUAUGAAGAAAGAUCUGAACGCAGUUUGGAAGAUGUUAAAGCAUCGUAAAAAUGUCUGAGAGUACUUGUUUACAAGUGUUACAUACCCGACGAUAAAGAAACCAUAUUUAAACCGAUGGAGAAAAACAUUGCUGUCUGAGCAGAAGUGUCUGUGGCUGAUGAUGUCGCACAAUGUGACAAUGCUAGGAAAGCAUUUUGAUAAACAUGUGCUGCUUAUUCUUUUGUUCAUCAGUUGUCCAGUUUCUUCAGAUUUUUUAAGGCUACACUCCACAGCAUGCCAUGAUAUGUGAAGUUCUCAGCUAAUAGUUUUUUUGUUGGCUGUACUGUUUUAUGCCUGUCAAACUGUGUUUGACAACUAAAGACAUGGGAGCAAAUUAUGUGUUUUUAUGACAGACUGCUAGUACCAACAUGGCAGCGCUGCCAAGUUGUCUGUUCUGUGGUGAAUGAUUCAUAGAUGUUAUGUGGCCUAACAAACAAAUAGAACAUUGUUUUGAAAAUGUUCAUGUACAAGGACUGGACUGAAAACGAGUGAAAAAUCAGAGACAUCAUGACACAGUGUACAUGUGCACUGACUCAGCCUACCAGACUAAAUAAAUUGAUUUCGUAUUCCAGGAUCACAAUUUUUCUUGAUCACAUCUCUAUAACAAUUUUCUAUUUGAAAUCAGCAUUACAUCUUACAUUGUGGUAGUUCGCUGGCAGUGUUUGGCUUGUAACUGUAACAAAUGAUCAAUCCCUCAGCAUUUUCUUAUGGUAGAAAACAAAUACAGAUGCACCUCUGCUAAAUGUUCACAGCUUUUUAUAAUGAAAGAGAACCUGAUUUUUAAAACCUGCAUCACAAACACAGGCAGCUGCCUGACUGGAUAUCCAUAUGCUUGAAUAUGACUUCUUCAAUUAUCAAUUUUUCAAAGUUUUAAGCUGCUCACACUCUAAUCACUCAGUAAUGUUGGGUAUUUAAUCUAUUCCUUUGCUCAUUGAAUAUAGGAUGCUUGUUUUACAGAUACUCGAGGAAUGUGUGGAAAUAUAAUGCCCUGGGUGGAAGUGUACAUAUAAAAUUAAAUAAAAUA